This is a messenger RNA of Carlito syrichta (Philippine tarsier), 828 nucleotides long. RefSeq names its product testis expressed 47 (gene TEX47). NCBI's taxonomy places the organism in Eukaryota, Metazoa, Chordata, Mammalia, Primates, Tarsiidae. The coding region runs from base 1 to 762 and encodes 253 amino acids. The transcript has a single exon. The record is from RefSeq and is a predicted model, not a curated record.
AUGUCCUUCUCAGUCCAUAACCGGAAGACCAGCAAAAAACCUUAUCCAUUGGAACCUCUUCUGUUGCCACAAGUUCCCCGUAGCAAUUACUUGCACUUUCAAGAGGAGAAACAAAGACUACAGCUAAAGAAAUUCCUCCUUAAUAGGAUGUUUCUAGUAGCCAGAAUAGAAGUAAAUGUGGAAAGAAAAGAAAUUGUUGAAUACUAUGAAGAAGUGUUUCACACAAUUUCGAAACAACACCUAGGAGAAGCAGUGACAGGAUUAUUGCUUAUAUACCCCACUUCCCUGCUGCUUAUCCUUGAGUCGUCCAGUGGUACGCUUUACCGAAUUAUUUCAGAUUAUAUUGGUCAUAAAAAAAAUGAAAUAGAAUAUUUUAUCCAAGAAAUGAAAAUUGUAGUCAUUUCCCAUAACAUCCCAACAAGGUUUUUUAUGCAAUGGCAUGUUUCAGUAAUAAAAGUUCCAGUUAUGUAUCUCGAUGAUGUGACACAAUCACAGUCCCUAAAAGAGGUCAUCACAGAGUUUCUCACCCAAACUCAUAAACUGUCACUCCACCUUUGUAAGACUGCUAAAGUGGGCACUAAAGGACCAGGCAAUAACUUGCACCAAUCUGUGCCUGAUCUACUCCUUUCAGAACAAAUCAUAAAGUACUUGUGCAAAUCAGAAGAACUCAUGGACCCAGCAACAUUCAUAAACAUGUACGACAGACCUAUAGAUGUCACUUUGGACUCUGAGGUGGUAUGGCCUGCUCCUUCCUGUUUCUAGGGAUGAGAUGUGAAUUGCUCACAUCUCUUAAGGAAUUUAUGCUAAUUAAAUAAAAGGAAAAUAUUU